AUGACCCCCAAGGAAGGCACGGGGGUAACCCCAUUCCACCUGGUGUAUGGUGGUGAAGCGGUCGUCCCGGUCGAGAUUGGAGUCAAAUCCAAUCGAAUACAGCACUACAACGAAGAAAACGCCGAGUGGAGGCUUCUGGAGCUGGACUUUGUAGAUGAGACGUGUGACAAAGCAGCCGUUCAGCUGAUGGCCUAUAGGCAGAGGAUGACACAAAACUACAAUCGACGAGUGAUCCCGAGGUCGUUCCAGGUCGGCGACCUUGUGUGGAAGAAGGUGAAGCCGGUCGACGACACCAUUAAACUAGAAGCUCCGUGGGCCGGACCAUUCAAAGUCAUGGAGAAGCUUCGCUCGGGCUCCUACUACCUAGAGGAUGAAGACGGAUGA
Zingiber officinale is the source of this 384-nucleotide messenger RNA. RefSeq lists its product as uncharacterized. Bases 1 to 384 code for a protein of 127 amino acids. NCBI's taxonomy places the organism in Eukaryota, Viridiplantae, Streptophyta, Magnoliopsida, Zingiberales, Zingiberaceae. The record is from RefSeq and is a predicted model, not a curated record. The transcript has a single exon.